Molecule: messenger RNA, 2572 nt
Organism: Sinocyclocheilus rhinocerous
Lineage: Eukaryota; Metazoa; Chordata; Actinopteri; Cypriniformes; Cyprinidae
Product: calsequestrin-1-like
Exons: 11
Coding region: 171-1622 (483 amino acids)
Biological process (GO): regulation of skeletal muscle contraction by regulation of release of sequestered calcium ion
Cellular component (GO): Z disc; sarcoplasmic reticulum lumen
Molecular function (GO): calcium ion binding
Source: RefSeq, a predicted model, not a curated record
GUCUCUUUUACCCGUGUGUAGGGGUUUCAUACAGGGGGCCUCAGGACUUGGUCUUGUCUGAUCUGGGUGGUGGGGAUCACAGGUCCUUUCUAAUUAAAUUUUAUGACGUAAUUAGUCAAUUUGUUUUCAAUUCAUUGGAACUACAUAUUUCCCUUCUUAAGUAUUGAAUCAUGAAGUGGAACCUAGUGUUCCUUGGGCUCCUUCUGACCUUCGGGCAGCUGUCAUGGGGGCAGAAAGGUAUGGACAUCCCUGAGUACGAUGGAAAGGACCGCGUUCACGACCUAAAUGCCAAGAAUUACAAGUCUGUGAUGAAGAAAUAUGACGUGAUGGUGGUAUACUACCAUGAGCACGUAGGAUCCAGCAAAGUCUCCCAGAAACAGUUUCAGAUUGAGGAGCUGGCCCUUGAGCUUGCUGCACAAGUCCUGGAGGAUUUUGACGAUGAGGACAUCGGAAUCGGUCUACUCGAUGAGAAGACAGACAAAGCUGUUGCCAAGAAAUUAGGUCUGGAUGAGGCUGACAGUAUCUUCAUCUUCAUUGAGGACGAGGUCAUUGAGUAUGAUGGAGAGCUUGCUGCAGACACACUGGUGGAGUUCCUCUUUGAUGUCAUUGAGGAUCCAGUUGAGAUCAUUGACAAUGUGCGAGAGUUGAAAGGUUUCCAUAAUAUUGAGGAAGAUAUCAAGCUGGUGGGCUUCUUCAAGAGUCAGAAAUCUGAGCACUACCAUGAAUAUGAAGACGCAGCAGAGGAGUUUCAUCCACACAUCAAGUUCUUUGCCACCUUUAGUCCAAAGGUUGCUAAGUCUCUAGACUUGAAGUUGAAUGAGGUGGACUUCUAUGAGCCCUUCAUGGAUGAACCUGUUGUCAUCCCUGGUAAACCCUACAGCGAGAAAGAACUUGUUGAAUUCAUUGAGGACAAUGACAGGCCAACACUGAGGAAGAUGCAGCCACACAACAUGUAUGAGAUCUGGGAGGAUGCUCUUGAUGGCGAGCAUAUAAUUGCUUUUGCUGAGGAGGGAGACCCAGAUGGCUUUGAAUUCCUUGAAAUCGUGAAGGAGGUGGCAGAGGAUAACACAGACAAUCCAAACCUGAGCAUCAUCUGGAUCGACCCCGAUGACUUCCCUCUGCUUGUCCCCUAUUGGGAGAAGACCUUCGACAUUGACCUGUCCUCACCUCAGAUUGGUGUAGUGGAGGUUGAUGAUGCUGAGAGUAUCUGGUUUGAUAUGGAUGAUGGCGAUGACAUGCCAACAGUUGAUGAGUUGGAGGAUUGGCUGGAGGAUGUGCUAGAGAACAAAAUCGAUCCUGAUGACGACGAUGACGAUGAUGAUGACGACGAUGACGACGAUGAUGAUGACGACGACGAUGACGAUGAUGAUGAUGAUGACGAUGAUGAUGACGACGAGGACGACGACGAUGAUGAUGAUGAUGAUGAUGAUGAUGACGACGACGAUGAUGAUGACGAUGAUGAUGACGACGAUGAUGAUGAUGAUGAUGAUGACGAUGAUGAUAUUAUUAUUGUUAUUGUUGUUGUUGUUGUUAUUAGCGAUGACGACGACGACGACGAUGACGACGACGACGACGACGACGAUGAUGAUGAUGACGACGACGACGACGACGACGAUGAUUAAACUCUUACCAUUUUACAUGUAUUAUCCAAACUAAAGUCUGUUUAAUUGCAACUGUCUGAAUCAUCAACGUGAUACGUGAUAAAAAUUCCUUCGUUAUUUUUUUGUCGGAUAUCACGAGGUUAAAAAUGUCAACAUUUAACUGUGACCUUCCACGCAUAUCUAGGAAUGCGUUCAUCAUUCUCUCUCCCAUUGACCCAAUGUUUUAUUCAAAGGCCACGCUCUCUCUCAAACCUUCAGAUAUUCACUUCCAAAUGUUGACAUCACUUCUAAAACCAAAAUCAUUAGCAAAAGAUGUAUUCCUUUCAGUUUGUUGCCAUCCAUUUCUUUCAUUCAUAAGGACAUACUGUAAUUGGCAGUUAAAUAACCACUAGUACAUUUGGAAAAGGAACUGACUUUCAAGCAUAAAAAUGUAACCAAAAAUGUAAGAUAGUCAGAGGGAGCAGUAAGAUUAUUUUAAGUGUACAUCCAUCUGUUAAAUUUGUUGUUAUUGUCUCAAUGUUUAUUUGUAUUAAUAUGUGGAUGGAUUGUUUGUCCCACUGUGAUAGGACCUAAAGGUGCUAAGCAGGCUUUUCCUCAAGGUCAUUCGUCAUACCUUCUUUCUUUGUUAAGACAGGAUGUGACCUUAUGUGACAUUAGACAGAGAAGGGAUUGUCCAGCCUUCCUUCUGUGUCUAAAAAGUGCAGUAAAUCACACGUUUUCUACUGAAAAAGAAACAUGAAUGUUUUAUUUAUUUUUGAAUAAAGACAACUUGGUUAACUCUUAAGUCUUAAAAUAAAAACAGAUUGGAAUAAAGUGUUGUAAAUCACAGUUUUUAUGAGACAUUACAAAAACGAGACUAUGGAUCUGCUUCUAGUAGGCUAGGUCUUUAGAAUCAAAUACGGACUUUACAUAUACAGAACAUGGCACUGGGUUUCUUUUCUAUUUUACCAUGUAAUGUCAUGCAGAGGAUA